AUGAUUUAUGCUUACACCACGGACACUAUCUCUUAUCAAUGGUGUUCAUCGUUUGAUCCCAACUGUGCUAAUGCUGUUCAGACGGGUCCCGUUGAAUUGCCAUCAUACCGAUUUUCGGAUGUAUGUGUCAAUCGUACAAUGGCAACAACAUCUUCAGGUUCUUACUCACGAUUAUGGGUGAUGUUCAUAUUCGAUCGGGAGAGUGGUUUUUACAUGUUACAAAUAUUUGUUCCUGCUGCUUUAGUAGUAGUGAUCUCUUGGGUAUCAUUCUGGAUCUCACGUGAUUCCGCUCCUUCUAGGACAGUCAUAGGUGUCAUGACUGUCCUCACUGAAACUCACUUGAUGACGGGAACGAAUAGAAGAUUACCACCUGUUGCCUAUGUCAAAGCUGUGGACGUUUACUUAGGUUUCUGCUAUUUGUUAGUAGUUUUGGCUUUGAUUGAAUAUGCCGGAGUCGCCUAUUCAAAAAAAAAGAACGAAGAUCGACGGCGAAGAGAGAAAAAGACAGAAGUCAAGCCAGCAGAGCCUACUCCUGAUCUUUUGAAUGAUGUUCGUCUUGCUGAAUGCACGUGCAACACCGUAGGAACAUCUAUAAUCGCAGUCGUAAAACAUCCAAAUCAACAGUUUUGUGUGAAACACAGCCAUAUUGACAUCGCCAGUCGAAUCAUUUUCCCAGGCAGCUUUCUGAUCUUCAACAUCGUUUUUUGGGUUGUUUUGUUGGCGAAGGCGGACCGUCUGCCGUAUUUUUCUGAAAUGGAAUCUGCUCAUCGAUGUCCAACAGAUUUGGCUUUGAAAAACGCCUGA
This is a messenger RNA of Auanema sp. JU1783, 804 nucleotides long. The record is from the annotation of a GenBank genome assembly. NCBI's taxonomy places the organism in Eukaryota, Metazoa, Nematoda, Chromadorea, Rhabditida, Rhabditidae.